AUGGCUGCCUACAUCAAUGUAGCAUUUGUUAUUCCGGUAACCAGUUUUUUCGUGGCGCAACCUUACAAGGAAUCAAGCGACAUCACAGCAUGCCUACCCGCCAACGACUUCCUUAUGUCAGAAGCCUAUAAAGCAUCCUAUGUGUUAGGAAGUGGAAAUUUCAAUUUCUAUGUUACAAAAAUAUUCUGUAGUUGGGAUUAUAACAUCACAGCCAAGAAAUCAGCUGCUCUGAAACAAAAAAGUAUUUAUCUUGAAUUAGCUGAACGAUUAUCAAGCCAACAUGACAAGAAAGUGUACACAAAAUGUGAGAUAUUUGGAAUCUGGAUGGGUAGAUUGGGUACCAAUCUACUUGUACUGGCAUUAAUUGCUGGAGCUGGUGCAGCUGUUGUCGUGGGAUACGAAGAAAAGAUAGGGGAGCAAGAACAAUUUGGUGACUUGACUGUGUUAAUUAUGCCUUUAAUUAUCUGUGGAUUGAAUUUUGUGCUGCCACCAAUAUUUAGUUUUAUAAGUAAUUAUGAAAACUAUCGCAGUCCAAGAGUAAAACUUUAUAUAACUAUGGCAAGAACUAUUUUAUUGAACGCUGUGUUGUUUAUUGUUCUUAUACAUUUUUGGUUGGAAAGAUCAGGCUGUAAAACAGUGGAUAUGUACACACCAAGUUCUGGUGCAGCCAAUGAAACCAGCAUCACUAACAUCUCAACAACACCUAGUAUGUAUGUGAACACAACUAAAAACCCAGUUGUAUGUAUUGAAAAUUGUUGGGAGACUGAAUUUGGACAAGAAUUAUAUCGUCUUGUCAUCAUUGAUUUCAUUUUUCUAUUGAUCUCAACAUUCUUCGUGGAGUUCAUGAUGAGGAUUUUCAGUGAUUACUGUUGUAAAACACGGAGCAGACCAGAGUUUGAUAUUGCAAGAAACACCAUGGAAUUGAUCCAGUCACAAACAUUAACCUGGCUUGGUCUGUUUUAUUCGCCUUUACUUGUUUUCAUUUGCAUAAUAAAACUUAUUGUAUUAUUCUAUGUGAAACGGUACAGUGUUAUUGGUAACUGUACCCCAUCAUUAAAACCAUGGCGAGCUGGCAGAACAACUACAGUAUUUUUGGGUAUGUUGUUAUGUAUGUUCUUCUUAGCAGCUGGUACUGUUUGUUACAGUAUGGUCAGGUAA
Messenger RNA from Saccoglossus kowalevskii, 1158 nucleotides. Its product is annotated as transmembrane channel-like protein 7. The record is from RefSeq and is a predicted model, not a curated record. Gene Ontology annotation, cellular component: plasma membrane. Gene Ontology annotation, molecular function: mechanosensitive monoatomic ion channel activity. Lineage: Eukaryota; Metazoa; Hemichordata; Enteropneusta; Harrimaniidae.